AUGGCAGCGGCCUCCGCCGACGCACCCUCCGACUCGUCCCCCUCGUCCCCCUCGUCGACGUCGCACAGCCCCCGCGAGCAGUUCUUCGACCCUCACCGCAGCGCCCUCAACAACCCGCUGGCCUCGCCCAACGCCAUCCCGCCGCGGACCUCCAGCUCCGGCCUCCACAGCCGCUCCUCCCUCGCCCUCAACGCCCAGGCCGACACCCACGGCUCCGGCCAGGCGACGCCGCAGGCCUCCGUCCUCCGCCCCGUCCCCGAGGCCGACUGGCUCGGGCAGCAGCGGCAGACGACCAACUGGCGCGCCCCGACGCUCAGCUCGGGUGCCAUGGCCAUCAUGCAGCACCAAGGCCAGGCCGACGCCGACGAGCAGUCCCGCCAGGGGCCGCCCAACGUCGACCGCUACGCUCACGAGGACCUCAACUUCACGCCGCGCCGCUCCUGGACCGGCGACAAGGAAAAGGUGGUGCGCGCGCCCUUCGACUACGCCACCAGCCACCCCGGCAAGGACUUUCGUGCCCAGCUCAUCGCCGCCUUCAACGUCUGGCUUGACGUGCCCUCGAAGAGCCUCGACGUCAUCACAAAGGUCAUCGCCAUGCUCCACGAGGCCUCGCUUCUCAUCGACGACGUCCAGGACUCGUCGGAGCUGCGCCGCGGCUUCCCCGUCGCCCACAGCAUCUUUGGCGUCGCCCAGACCAUCAACGCGGCCAACUACACCUGCUACCUCGCCCUGCAGGAGCUCCAGAAGCUCGACAACGCGCGCGCCAUCACCAUCUUCGCCGAGGAGCUCGUCAACCUCCACCGAGGCCAGGGCAUGGACCUCUUCUGGCGCGACACCCUCACCUGCCCCACCGAGGAGGACUACCUCGAGAUGGUCGGCAACAAGACGGGCGGCCUCUUCCGCCUCGGCAUCAAGCUCAUGCAGGCCGAGUCCAAGGCCAGCAUCGACUGCGUGCCCCUCGUCAACCUCAUCGGGCUCACCUACCAGAUCCGCGACGACUACCUCAACCUGUCGUCGCAGGAGUACACGAACAACAAGGGCAUCUGCGAGGACCUGACCGAGGGCAAAUUCUCCUUCCCCAUCAUCCACAGCAUCCGCGCCGACCCGGCCAACCUGCAGCUCAUCAACAUCCUCAAGCAGAAGACGUCGGACAUUCAGGUGAAGCGCUACGCCGUCUCCUACAUGGAGAGCACCGGCACCUUUGUCUACACCCGCGCCGUUCUCGCCACCCUCAUCGAACGCACGCGCAAGACGGCCAUCGAGAUGGACGCCGGCCAGGGCAAGGCCGCCGGCGUCCUCAAGAUUCUGGACAAGAUGGUGAUUGAAUAG
Messenger RNA from Drechmeria coniospora, 1329 nucleotides. Its product is annotated as Geranylgeranyl pyrophosphate synthetase. The record is from RefSeq and is a predicted model, not a curated record. Lineage: Eukaryota; Fungi; Ascomycota; Sordariomycetes; Hypocreales; Ophiocordycipitaceae. Gene Ontology annotation, biological process: isoprenoid biosynthetic process. Gene Ontology annotation, molecular function: prenyltransferase activity. Bases 1 to 1329 code for a protein of 442 amino acids. The transcript has a single exon.